CACUUUUGCAAUGCUUGGCAACCAGGACGCCAAACAAGCGGGUGCUAACACGCCAGAGCUUCGCCCAAAGUUUUUAUAUAUAAAGCAGAUCUCGAAGCAUCACGUUUAAUUCUAUGGCUGGAAAAAAGAAGGAAGUUAGUUUACAGGUGUCCAUCAGUAACGAUGAACAAUGGGGUGAGAUGUUGGCCACGAGAGGGUUAACAGUAGUGGAUGUGUUCCAGCAGUGGUGUGGACCAUGUCGUGCUGUCGUAAGCCUCUUCCGCAAAAUAAAAAAUGAGCUGGGAGAUGACUUGCUCCAUUUUGCCAUUGCAGAAGCUGACAGCAUUGAAGCACUAGAGAAGUACAGAGGAAAGUGUGAGCCCACCUUCCUGUUCUUUGCUGGUGGGGAGCUUGUAGCUGUGUUGCGAGGUGCAAACGCUCCUCUCCUGCAGAAAAUGAUAGUGGAGGAACUGGCCAAAGAGAAAAAAGUGCUUGAGCACAGCAUUAAGCGAAUUGUGGUGGUAGAUGACGGAUUGAUUGAUGAGGAUGGGGUGCAAGAAGAUGCAAAAGCUCAUCAACAUUAUGAAGAGGCUCUUGUGCCUGCUAACAGGUCUUACACAGUGGGAAUCAUUAAGCCAGAUGUUGUUGCACAUGGGAAGACAGAUGAGAUUAUUAUGAAGAUUCAAGAUUCAGGCUUUGAGAUCCUGGCUCAUGAGGAGCGCAGACUGAGUGAGUCGGAGGCUCAGGAGUUUUAUCAGCACAAAGCAGCUGAGCCAUACUUUAACGAGCUGAUCCACUUCAUGUCCAGUGGCCCCUCCCAUGUUCUGGUCAUUUCUAAUCCUGAUGGUACUGAUGAUGUCAUCUCAGCCUGGCAGGCAUUCCUUGGACCAGCAGAUAUAAAACAGGCCAAGACAGAGCAUCCAGAGAGUCUGCGAGCUCAGUAUGGAACCGAGGAUCUCUACAAUGCUCUUCAUGGCAGUCAUGAUAGCGAGGAGGCUGGUAGGGAGCUGGCCUUCUUUUUCCCCAACUUCGGACCUCCAGAACCGGAACCAACACCCGUUGAGAGGACACUGGCACUCAUUCGGCCUAACGCAGCCAGAGAAAACAGAGAUGAGAUCUUAGCAAAUAUCCGCAAGGCAGGAUUUACAGUUGCCAUGCAGAAGGAAGUGACACUAACCGAGGAACAGGUCCUCCAGUUCUAUGGUCAGCAGAAAGAUGAGGAAAACUUUCAAUCACUUCUCACAACCAUGACCAGUGGCCCUGUGCUGGCUCUGGUCCUGGCUAAAGUGGGGGCUGUCGAGCACUGGAGAAAUAUGCUGGGACCCAAAGACCCAACACAGGCAAAGCAGGAGCAACCAGACAGCCUGCGAGCUCAGUUCACAUGGGAGAGCGAGUAUGUGAACCAAUUGCAUGGAAGCAUGAGCGUGGAAGCGGCUGCACAGGAGAUCAGCUACUUUUUCCCUACAGAGUGCACACUGGCUGUUAUCAAACCUGACACUUCAGAGGAGCUCAGGGAGAAAAUCUUAGAGGAGAUCCAAGUUGCAGGGUUCACCAUCUCUCAGCAGAAGGAGAUGAUUUUGUCCAAUGAGAUGGCAGAGGAAUUUUACACACAGCACAGUGACAAGCCAUUCUUCAACCAGUUGGUGGAUUACAUGUGUCGUGGUCCAUGUACAAUGCUGAUUCUGUCUAAAGAGGAUGCAGUACAAGAGUGGAGAAUGAUGAUGGGCCCUGCUGAUCCCAGUAUGGCAAAAGAGACAGCACCAGGAUCGCUGAGAGCUCGCUUCGCUAAGGACAUCCUGGAGAAUAUUGUGCAUGGUUCAUCCAGUUUACAUCAUGCACAGGAGGAAAUACAGCUCAUCUUUGGGGGGUUCAGCACAAAGAGUCAAGUUAUGAGUACGGGAGCUGAUGAUGAGCCAAAUCCAUUAGAAACAGAAGAAAGCUUCGCUGAGCUGAAGAACCUCCAGACAUCGAGAUCACCCUCAUUUAGUGAACUACAGAACCAAACUGAGCCAAACCAUAAAGGAGAAGACUCUGACAUCAGGGACAGAGUUGAGGAGUCCUGAACAAACCAUGAAGGCUGUGGUUCAUUAUUAUACAAUAUGUUUACAAGUUUACCAUCCAUCCCAAACCGGUGACACAAAUAUGGAAAGUAACAACUAUAUACAAUGUAUUAGUUUACAGUAGUGUUCCAAUUUUCCUCCACAAAACUAUGAGGCCCAAACCGGUUCCAGCACGAACCAUUAACCUGGAAAUAGCAGCUUCAACAAGCACAUAAUGGUGUAACUGGUCGGGGUGUCCAGAAAAUGUUGUUGUAUUGUGUAUCAUUGUAGCAUAAGUACAACGUAGUGGAAAUUCUUUGAAAGCUCAGAUAAAUGUUACUAAAUUACAGUUAUGGAAACAUCAGGCAUUGCUACUCCUAUGAAAUUUAUAUUUUGAGGUGUUAUUAAUAUUAGAUCAUAAGAUAUUAGCAUUUUUAACAUGUGCAUUUUGAUAUAUUGUGUCGAUUGCAUGGCUUUAACCACUGUAGUAUAAAUAACAGUCAAAUGAUUUAGCUGCAAUAAACGUUUAUGAAAAACA
Messenger RNA from Silurus meridionalis, 2556 nucleotides. RefSeq names its product NME/NM23 family member 9 (gene nme9). Gene Ontology annotation, molecular function: nucleoside diphosphate kinase activity. The record is from RefSeq and is a predicted model, not a curated record. The coding region runs from base 114 to 2042 and encodes 642 amino acids. Gene Ontology annotation, biological process: UTP biosynthetic process; CTP biosynthetic process; GTP biosynthetic process. The transcript is spliced from 18 exons. Lineage: Eukaryota; Metazoa; Chordata; Actinopteri; Siluriformes; Siluridae.